Pichia membranifaciens NRRL Y-2026 is the source of this 903-nucleotide messenger RNA. RefSeq lists its product as hypothetical. The transcript has a single exon. NCBI's taxonomy places the organism in Eukaryota, Fungi, Ascomycota, Pichiomycetes, Pichiales, Pichiaceae. The coding region runs from base 1 to 903 and encodes 300 amino acids. The record is from RefSeq and is a predicted model, not a curated record.
AUGACAGCUGCCGUGAGGACAUUACUACUGGCCCUGGUGUUCUUUUUCUGCAUGGACUCCAUCUUGGCAGUCAAGUUGGGCAUGCAGAUCCCACCGAACCCGAACGGCGACAACGACCUUCUCACAGACAUAUAUCUGCUCCACCACGAGAUCUACGGGAUGGAUGACGGCAGCAACAACCACCAGAGAGAAGACCUGGCCUUCCAGAAAAAGCUUGAGAGGCUGAACGCCAAGCUGCAGAAAAUAGUGACUAACUACCUAAUCAGCAACAGCUGUCUCAGAUACUACCUCUCGGACCACAUCAAUUGCAGCCAGAUCGGCACUGACCCACAGACAAGCGAAAGCGUCAUGCUCGCGUUCAAGUUCGACUUCUCCAGCGACUACCAGAUAGACUCUCGGAUCCAGAAGUUGAACCUCAACGUGCUCGACAAGAAUGCAAACACCCUCCGGAGAAUCAACAGCAUCAAUCAGGAGAGCCUCCGUGUGUUGGUAGACUACCCUCUUACCGAGAAGACUCCUGAGUUCUGCAACGAGCAGUACUUCGACGUCUGUUUUGAAAACUUGAAACACGACAAAUCUUGGAGCUCCAGGCCCUCCACUGUGGAGGCAAUGAUGGAGAUAGAGUUCGGUGUGGAAGCCUUGUCCGAAAGAUACAAACAGUCGACACAGCUGAUAGACGACAUAGCGCACCGACUGGAAAAAGUGGGUGAAGAGUUGGAUGCUGUGGUGUUCCAGCUCCAGAGAAACCUGGAGACCUCAGAACCGGCAUUGCGAAACAAAAACGAAGACACGUUGGACAAAUACAUGAGGCUCUUCAUUCUAACGUUUAUGAUCUACUUGAUUGCAAACUUCGGACAGAUGCUAUGGUUGUACAAGUACUUGAAGAACCACGGACUGCUGUAA